Messenger RNA from Macadamia integrifolia, 2217 nucleotides. RefSeq names its product putative wall-associated receptor kinase-like 16. Bases 52 to 2184 code for a protein of 710 amino acids. Gene Ontology annotation, cellular component: plasma membrane. The transcript has 3 exons. Gene Ontology annotation, molecular function: calcium ion binding; polysaccharide binding; protein serine/threonine kinase activity. The record is from RefSeq and is a predicted model, not a curated record. NCBI's taxonomy places the organism in Eukaryota, Viridiplantae, Streptophyta, Magnoliopsida, Proteales, Proteaceae. Gene Ontology annotation, biological process: protein phosphorylation; cell surface receptor signaling pathway.
CAUGGGUCCUGAUCUUGUGUUGCUUCGGCUCCUCUUCUUCAUCCAGUUUUUAUGGCCAGCAUUGGCAACAUCAACGUUACCAUGGCAAAGCCUAAUUGCUUGGAUAAAUGUGAUAAUAUCACAGUUCCCUACCCCUUUGGCUUCGGAGCUAAAAAGUGUUACAGAGAUGAAAGUUUUCGGCAAACCUGCAAUGAAAACCCUCCAAAACUAUUCCAUGGAAAGUUGGAAGUGUCGCACAUUUCAUUACAAGGCCAAAUGCGAGUCAUGACCAACGUAAGCAAUGAUUGUUUCAACAUUUCAUCGGGCGUAGAUAAUUACACGGACUAUACUCUCAAUUGCAAAGGUAAGCCCCUCACCUUCUCAGACACAGAGAACAGAUUGACUGUUCUAGGUUGUGACACUGCAGCAUUUAUCACUGGCUCAAACGGUCAGAACUUCACGAGUGGAUGCCGAAUGAUCUGCAGUGAAAAGCACAGUCCUAUCGAAGGUUCCUGCUCCGGCAUCGGUUGUUGCCAGACCUCUAUCCCAAAGGGCAUCAAGAGUUUCACAAUAGAAACUUACAGUUAUGGCAACAGCUGCAGCUAUGGUUUCCUGGUUGAACUCAAACAAUUCAAAUUCUCUGUAUCCUAUCUCUCGGAUUUCAACAUUUCACGAGUCCCGAUUGUGUUAGACUGGGCAAUAGAGCAGAAAAAUGGUCCAUCUUGUGAAGAAGCUAAGAAAUUCAACUUCACUUAUGCCUGUGGCAAAAACACCAAAUGCUUUAACUCCAAGAACGGUCUUGGGUAUAGCUGCAAGUGUUCCCAUGGUUAUUAUGGGAACCCUUACCUUCAAGACGGAUGCCGAGACAUAAACGAAUGUGCAGAUCCAAUUAAUAUUCCUUGCAUUUCGACUGCGGCCUGUGCAAAUCUGCUUGGGAGUUACAAAUGCUCUUGCCCACCGGGUUAUGCUGGAGAUGGGAAAAAGAAUGGCCGUGGAUGUUCAUUUCUAGUGAUUCAGGUCACAGUAGGUAUUGGCUUGGGUUUCUUAUUUCUACUUAUUGGUAGUUUAUUGGUACUUUGGGUACUUCAAAAGAGAAAAGAAAGCAAACUAAAGCAAAAAUUCUUCAAGCAAAAUGGAGGUUUCUUUUUGAAGCAGCAGCUAUCUUCCCAUGAAGGAUCCAUUGAAGCACUCAAAAUCUUUGGAGCUGAAGAACUAAAGCAGGCAACUAACAACUAUGCUCAGAGCCAAAUCCUUGGUCGAGGAGGCUACGGUACAGUAUACAAGGGAAUUCUACCUAAUCACAGAACUGUUGCCGUCAAGAAAUCAAAACUAGUAGAUGAAAGUCAGAUCGAGCAAUUCAUAAAUGAGGUGGUUAUUCUCUCCCAAAUCAACCAUAGAAAUGUGGUAAAGCUAUUGGGUUGUUGCCUAGAGAUAGAGGUUCCUAUAUUAGUGUAUGAAUUUGUUAGGAACAAAACCUUAUUCCAUCAUAUCCAUGGCGAGGGGCGCAGUUCUCCGAUUUCAUGGGAUAAUCGUUUAAGGAUAGCUGCGGAAACAUCAGAGGCUAUUGCUUAUUUGCAUUCUGCAGCUUCACCACCUAUCAUUCAUAGAGAUAUCAAGUCCACUAAUAUUCUAUUGGAUGAUAAUUAUAAGGCAAAGGUCUCAGACUUUGGCGCAUCAAGGUUGGUUCCCUUAGACCAAACUCAAAUUAGUACACUAGUGCAAGGAACAUUGGGUUACCUAGACCCAGAGUACCUUCAAUCAAGUCAACUAACGGAAAAGAGUGAUGUUUAUAGCUUUGGUGUAGUACUUGUGGAACUAUUAACAGGAAAGAAGGCACUCUAUUCUGAUGGGCCUGGUAAAGAGAUAAAUCUAGCCAUGCAUUUCGUCACUUCAACCAAAGAAGGAAGGGUUUGGGAUAUUCUAGAUGAUCAGAUUUUAAUUGAAGACUAUAAAGAGCAACUCCAUGAAGUUUUAAGACUGGCUGAAAGAUGUUUAAGAGUAACAGGGGAAGAAAGACCCACAAUGAAGGAAGUGGCAAUGGAACUGCAAGGGUUGAGCAAGUAUCAGAGGCACCCUUGGGUUGCACAAAAUCCCGAAGAGGUGGAAUGUCUUCUUGGUGAACCAUCAAACAUACCUAGUCAAAAAACUAUUGGGUAUAAUAGUUUGACUAAUAAAGUGUUAAUAUCAUUAGAUGGUGGUAGGUGAUUAUAUUUCUUAAGAUAUAUAUUAUUGGAAUCU